This is a messenger RNA of Peromyscus eremicus (cactus mouse), 10988 nucleotides long. It is a transcript of the gene Akap9, whose product is annotated as A-kinase anchoring protein 9. Gene Ontology annotation, molecular function: protein kinase A regulatory subunit binding; molecular adaptor activity; potassium channel regulator activity. NCBI's taxonomy places the organism in Eukaryota, Metazoa, Chordata, Mammalia, Rodentia, Cricetidae. The record is from RefSeq and is a predicted model, not a curated record. Gene Ontology annotation, cellular component: Golgi stack; centrosome; synaptic membrane. Gene Ontology annotation, biological process: maintenance of centrosome location; positive regulation of peptidyl-serine phosphorylation; regulation of Golgi organization. The transcript is spliced from 49 exons. Bases 146 to 10474 code for a protein of 3442 amino acids.
UGACGGCGGGGCCCGUGCGGCCCGGCACGAGUCGCCCGUGAGCGCCUAGCGUGCCCGGGACGGCCGCGGAGGGAGCUCCGUCCGCCGGCCGGCGUCUGAGCAGCUCUUUCCUCUCCACCCCGUGCCCGCCUGCCCCGCAGACGCCAUGGACGAAGAGGACAGACAGAGGAAGCUGGAAGCCGGCAGGGCUAAGCUUGCUCAGUAUCGACAAAGAAAAGCCCGACCUGAUGGGCAGAAUCCUAAGAAGCAAAAGAAGAAAAAAAUUUCAAGCUUAAAUAUUAAUCAAGAGAAUGAUGAGACAUCCAUAAAUAGUUCUCAAUGCGUAGAAUCAGCCGGGAAUCCUGAUUCUACCAGAAUGAGAGCUCUUCCCAGUGGACAAAUAGAAAAUCAUGAUCAGGUCUUUGUUGAACAUGAAAGUGAAGUUUCAACCACGGCAGAUGAUUCUAGUUCAUUAGAGAUAAAUGGCUGCUGUUUUGUGACAGAAACAGGAGAGUCUACAGAUUUAUUACGGGAAGAAGAACUUGGCAUUGACAAUUCUCAUUCAGAACAAGGAGCUCAGUCCAGUCAGACCUGUCUCAAAAUGAUGAAAAAUGAAUUGGCUGGAAAACAGCACGAGAUUGAAGAACUAACUCAACAGCUGGAAGAGAUGAGUGGGACUGAAGUUCUGAAGCGGCUACAGGAAUUUGAGGCUGCCGUUAAACAAAGAGACUGUAUCAUUACUCAGCUAAUUGCCAACUUGCAGCAAGCGACAAAAGAAAAGGAUGAGACAAUGAAAGAAUUUUUAGAGUUGACAGAGCAAAGUAAAAAAUUACAGAUUCAAUUCCAGCACUUACAGGCUAGUGAGACUCUGCGGAGCAGCACCCACAGUAGCACUGCUGCAGAGCUGCUUCAGGCCAAGCAGCAGCUCGUCACCCAGCAGCAGCAGCUGGAGGGACAAGACCAUCAAUUAAAGGACUAUCAGAUAAAGGAGGAGGAACUCAAAACCCAAAUUACUUUUUUACAAGAGAAAAUUAAAGUAUAUGAAAUGGAACAAGAUAAAAAUGUAGAAAACUCUACAAAUGAAAUACGGGAAAAGCAGGCAAUCAUUGAAGCAUUGAAUACAAGAAUAAUAGAAGAAGAGAAGAAAACUGCUGCAUUAAAGAAUAAAGUAACGACUGCUGAUAAAUUAGUAGAAGAUUUAAGAGAACAGCUUACAGAAAAGGACCAAGAAACCAAAAGCUUCAAACUGGAGCUAGCCAGUUCUAGGGAAAAGGAAAAGCAGUGUUCGCUUGAAAUUAAACAGUUGAUGGGGACAGUUGAAGAACUCCAGAAGAGAAACUAUAAAGAGAACCUAGAAACCGGCCUAGUGCAAAGAAUGGAAAAAGAAACCCAGCGGAAGUUAGAUCAGCUCCAGGCAGAGCUAGAUGAGAUGUAUGGGAAGCAGAUAGUGCAGAUGAAGCAGGAGUUGAUAAAGCAGCACGUGUCUCAGCUGGAGGAGCUGAGGUCCCAGCACAGGGGAGAAAUGGAGAACACUUUCAAGUCACAUGCAAAUGCUGCAGUCAGUGAAGAGCAGCUGAAGGUAAUGAGUGUGGCCAUGAGUGAACUGAACAUAAAACUACAGGAUACACUUUCCCAAAAGGAAAAACUUGGGCAAGAGCUCUGUGUAGUCAAGGGGGAAAAAUGUGCUCUGCAGAGUCAGGUUGAUGAUCUUUCCGAAGAAUCAGGCUUCUUAAGAGAGCAGAUUCAGAGAGCCAGGCAGACAAUAGCUGAACAAGAGAGCAAGCUGAGUGAGGCCUGCAAGUCCCUCAGCACAGUUGAAAGCUUGAAAGCAGAGAUUGCUGCUGCGUCUGAGACCAAGAAAGAGCUGGAGUUAAAACAUGACGCAGAAAUUACAAAUUACAAGAUUAAACUAGAAAUGCUAGAAAAGGAAAAGAAUGCAGUGUUAGACAGGAUGGCAGAGUCCCAAGAGGCUGAGCUGGAGCGCUUGAGAACGCAGCUCCUCUUCAGUCAUGAGGAAGAGCUUUGCAAACUAAAAGAUGACCUAGAAGCUGCACACCGACUUACUGUGGAAAAACUUAAAGAUAAUUUGGGCAUUCACCACAAGCAGCAGAUAGAUGGUUUACAAAAUGAAAUGAGUAAGAAGAUGGAAACUAUGCAGUGCGAAAAAGACAACUUGCUAACUAAGCAAAAUCAACUGCUUUUGGAAAUUUCUGAACUACGAGAUUUACAGGAAUCACAUAUUAAUUCAAAAUCAGAAGAAAUGACUCUUCAGAUUGAUGAACUUAAAAAGGAAAUUGAAAUCCUCAGACAAGAAGAAAAGGAAAAGGGUGCGCUUGAACAGGAAAUUCAGGAGUUACAACUUAAAACCGAACUACUAAAAGAACAACUGAAAGAAAAAGAGGAGGGUCUUCAAGAAAAAUGUGCACAACUUGAAGCAGAGAACAGCCUUCUUACAGAUGAGAAGACUGCCCUUGAAGACAUGUUGAAAUCUUACACCCCUGCAGACCAAGUGGAAAGACUAAUUGCCUUAAAAGACUGUAGCUGGCAGGAAGAAGUUGAAAUACUUAGAAAGGAAAAGGAGGACCUGAUACAACAAUGUAGUCAUCUAAAUAAGGAGAUCGAAAACCAAAGGAAUACGUUUUCAUUUGCUGAAAAGAACUUCGAAGUUAAUUAUCAAGAGUUACAGGAAGAGUAUGCUUGCCUUCUCAGAGUAAAGGACGAUCUAGAAGACAUCCAAGCUAGGCAGGCGUUGGAGUAUGAAGAUAGGAUUAAAGCACUGACCCAAGAGCUCCAUUUGCAGAAAGGAAAGCAUUCUGACUUUACUGAUGGCAAAGCUUUUGUAGCUGAACCAUUGGAAGUCAGUGAGGCAGUUAAUGAGGUGGUUGAAAAAGAUACGACAGAACUUAUGGAAAAGCUGAAAGUAACUGAGCGAGAAAAAGCAGAGCUCUCGGAGAAGCUUUCUGUCGUAUCAGAACAACUAAAGCAGACCCGUGACGAGGUGGACUCCCUAAGUGCAGAGGUUAGAUUAUUAAAUCAAGACAAAGAACAGCUUUUGUUGAGAUGUAGAGCGCUAGAGGUCCCCACUAACCCCAAGGGGACAGAAAAUGCCGCUCAGUGCCCUGUGCCAUUGAGCUCUAGCAAAGCUGGGCUUGUGACUGUGACAGACAGCCAUCAUGAAGGAUGUGAUUCUCAAAUCAGUGAAGAUUUGUCAGAAGAAUCAAAAAUAAUGAUAGAAGAUAAAAUUCCCUUUGAAGAAAGUGGGGGAGAAGAGUUGAUAUUGCUAACCAGAACAGCUGAACCAUCUCAUGGGAUAGUGGAACUGUGUGAAAAUGAAAAGCUCCAGCAAGAGCUUUGCAUCCUCAAAGCCAAGCAGGAUGACUUGAAGCUUCAGAUGGAAGCCCAGCGGAUAUGCCUUUCCCUGGUCUACUCAACGUAUGCAGACCAGGUUCGUCACACUAUGGAAAAGGAAAGGGAUGAAGCUCUUUGUAGCCUUAAAGACCAGCUUGUUUCUGCUCAAGAGAAAGAGAUGGAUGAGCUUCAUAAGAUGCACCAGUGCCAGCUCCAGGCUCUUCAGACACAGGAGACAGGUGAUGAUAAAGAGCCUUUACAAGUGCUCAUUGAACGACUUCAGAAGGCAGUGUCUGAGGAGUGCCAUUACAUUUCAGAGACUCUAAACAAUUCUCUUGAUGAACACCAUACUCCUUUAAAAUGUGAAAUGAAUAUAGAAGAGAAAGAGAAUUCUGGUGUUUACAGUCACAAUCAAAGACUAAAUUUACAAGAGUAUAGAUACCAAGUUCAAGAUUUUCAAGAUAACGUGCAAACCCUUCUCAGUAAAGUAACAGAUGAAUACAGCAAGCUUGUGGUACUGCAGACGCGGUUAAGCAAGAUUGAUGGACAGCAAACAGAUGGUAUGAAACUUGAGUUUGCUGAAGAAAAUGUGGCAAAAGAGGAAGCAAAAUCUUUGUCAGUUCAUUCUCCAGCCAAUUUACACAAUACUGAUGUCAGUCAUGAGAGCAAGGUGUCUUCUCUCCCGGAGGGUGAAAAGAGUAAAGACCAAGGAGCGCACAUGCAGGGGCUGGGGAGCCUUGUGAGCAGCUUACAGCAGCAGCUGAAAGAGACGGAAGUGCAUUCUGCGGCAGAGAUCCAGGGUUUGCAGGGGAGUCUUCAGACCGUCUGUGAUGCCACAGUGCAGCCAAGCCUCUGCGUUGAUUCCGUGGUAUUUAAAGAAUCUGAUGUACAGGAAAUAGUGGACCGUGGAAAUUGUCUAAAUGAGUAUAUCACCAGCACCACAGAGUUUCCUGGUGGAUUUGAAGGGAGGAAAGAAACAAAUAUGGUUAAGUUGAUGGAAAAACAAUAUCAAGAACGAUUAGAAGAAGAAAUCGCUAAGGUCAUCGUGUCAAUGAGUAUAGCAUUUGCUCAACAGACAGAACUCUCUAGACUAUCUGAGGUGAAAGAAAACUCUAUACAAUCAGAACAAGCACGUGGUCUGUGUUGGCAGGAACACCCUUUCAAUGACAUCACAUCACAGGGUCAAGUUGGUCCUCAUACUGCUACGGGAAUUGACAAGAAUGCUAAAGAACAAUUUAAACCACUUAGCAAAGAGUUAGAAGAGCAUAGAAAAGAAGUUCCUUUGUCUAAUGGUGAUGAUCUUGAUGAUGACAUCCUAAAGCCGAAGGACCACGAAAUAUUUUCCAGAGAUGAAACACUUGUAGUUAGACAAUGUAUCCAUGAUGAGGUGUCAAAUAUGGAGACUUCUAGACAAUUAGAAGAUAUGCGGCAGGAGCUUGUCCGACAAUAUGAAGAACAUCAACAGGCAACAGAACUGUUGAGGCAGGCGCACAUGCAGCAGAUGGAGAGGCAGCGAGAAGACCGGGAGCAGCUGGAGGAGGAGAUCCAGAGGCUCAGUGUACAGUUAGCCCAGAAAUCUUCACUAAGUACUGAAAACGUAUCAGAGAGAGAGAGGGUGCUUUUAGAGGAGCUGGAAGCACUAAAGCAGCUGUGCUUAGCUGGAAGAGAGGAGCUGUGUUGUGAGCUGCACCACAGCAGUACUCAAACACAGGAUGAAAAUGACAAUCAAGAAGUUGAGGAACAGACAUUCAAAGAGAAGACAUUGGAGAGAAAACCUGAAGAGGCAACCCUCGAUGAAAACCUGUCCAAUGAAAGACAUGCUCUCCAAAAAGCCAAUAAUAAACUUGUAAAGAUCCUGUUAGAAGUUGCCAAGACGACAGCAGCUGCUGAAGAGACAAUUGGCUGCCAUGUUCUUGGGAUUUUGGAUAGAUCUAGUAAAGGUCAGCCAGCUGCCAGCCUGCUUUGGAGAUCAGAAGCAGACCUGUCUGCAAAGCCUUGUGUUCAAGAUGCAAGUGGAAGAGUUACAGACGAGUCCGUACCCUCUUAUCCUGCAAGUGCUAUAGCAAGAACUGACAGCAGCAAGUGGUCACAAGUGACUGAGAAAGGAGCAGAACUGUCACAGCAGUUUGGGACAAGUGGUCUUGCCGGACCUGAAAUUGACCCGGAAAAUGUUGAACUGGUGCUCAAUGUCAGCUCCCGACUACAAACGGCAGUUGAAAAACUCCUCGACGCCAUAAGUGAAACUAGUAGUCAGCUGGAACAUGCGAAAGUCACACAGACAGAGUUGAUGCAUGAGUCCUUUAGACAAAAGCAAGAGGCAGCGGAGUCACUCAGGUGCCUAGAAGAACUGCAUGAACGCCUUCAAGAGGAGUCGCGGGCCAGAGAGCAGCUGGCUGUGGAGCUGAACAGAGCGGAAAGUAUUAUUGAUGGGUAUUCGGAUGAAAAAAUUGUUUUUGAAAGAGAAAUUCAGGAGAAAACGUACAUAAUAGAUCGGCUAGAACAGGAGCUGUUGUGUGCGAGCACUAGACUACAAGAGUUGGAAGCUGAGCAGCAGCAAAUGCAGGAGGAGCAGGAGCUGCUCUGCAGGCAGAAGGCCGCGAUGAGAGCAGUGGCCGGCCCACUGGAGCAGCGGCCAGUAGAUGCUGCAGUUGAUGCAGCUCCUGGAGCAGAAUUUCUACAGGAGACAGAAAAACUAAUGAAGGAAAAGUUGGAAGUACAGUGUCAAGCUGAAAAAGUACAUAAUGAACUUCAGAAGCAAGUGAAAAUUCUAGAAAUAGAUGUUGAAGAAAAGACCAGUAAGUUAAUAGAAAUGGAGCAGGAGAAAAAUGUCGAGCUAACAGAUCUAAGGCAGCAAAACCAAGCACUGGAAAAGCAGCUGGAGAAAAUGAGACGAUUUAUUGAUGAACAAGCAGUUGACAGGGAGCAUGAGAGAGAUGUGUUUCAGCUGGAAAUACAGAAGCUGGAGCAGCAACUUAAGGUUGUGCCUCGACUCCAGCCCACCAGUGAGCAGCAGACCAGAGAGGUCGAGCAGUUGACUACUCAUCUGAAAGAAAAAACAGACAAGUGCAGCGAGCUGCUGCUGUGUAAGGAGCAGCUGCAGAGAGACGUGCAAGAACGGAAUGAAGAGCUCGAGAAGCUGGAGUGUCGAGUGCGAGAGCUGGAGCAAGCGCUGCUCGUCAGUAUAAAUGACCAGAAGCAGUCUGGAGGUGUCGAGGCUAAACCUGAAUUGUCUCUAGAAGUUCAAUUGCAGGCUGAGCGGGAUGCUAUAGAUAGAAAAGAAAGAGAGAUUUCUAACUUAGAAGAGCAAUUGGAGCAGUUCCGAGAAGAACUGGAGAAUAAGAAUGAAGAGGUUCAGGAGCUCCACAUGCAGCUAGAAAUACAGAGGAAGGAGUCCACCACCCGUCUGCAAGAGCUCCAGCAAGAAAACAAGCUGUUUAAAGAUGAAAUGAAGAAACUGGAAUUUGCCCUGAAGGAAUCUAAUCCCAUGUUAACUCAUGAUCAGCCCAUGUUGUUUGGGAAAUUUGCACAAAUAAUACAAGAAAAGGACGCUAAAAUUGACCAGUUAAAUGAGCAGUUUACUAAACUCGAGCAGCAACUUAAACUCGCAACAGAUAACAAGUUAAAAGAACAAAAUAUAACAUCACUUCAAAGAGAUGCAAGCAAAGUUAAUGAUCAGCUUACAAAUGUCAAAGAGGAAUUAUCCCACUUCUUAGGAAAAGAAAAUAGGACUGGAGAACAGGAAAUUGGAAAAGUCAUCAUGUCCGAGCCACUUCCUGUAGAUGGCUGCUUUGGGCUCCCAACGGAGGGAGAUGGUGAGGUUAGUAACCAGCUGCCACAGAUCCUUAAACCUCCAGGUCAGACUGAAUUAUGGGGUGACUGUUCCCCAGAAGACGUCACAGAAAUCAUCAGUCAGUUUACUGAAAAAAUUGAACAAACGCAAGAGAUCCAUGCUGCAGAAAUUUUGAAUAUGGAAUCCAGACAUAUUUCAGAAGCUGAAACUUUGAAGAGAGAACAUCACGUUGCAAUCCAGUUACUGACUGAAGAAUGUAAUUCUUUAAAGAAAAUGACCCAGUGUUUAAAAUCUAAACAGGCGUCCUCCAUUCCUGGAAUGACAUAUUCAAAUGCUCACCAAACUAGAGAAAUAUGUUCAAGUGAUUCUGAAUCAGACUGGGGCCAGGGGUUUGACACGGCAUCAGAAGGUCAAGAAGAAGGUGAAAGUUCAGCUAGUACAGUUCCAAAAGUGGUAAAGGGAUUGUUGAGAGCUGUCCAUACUGAGGGCGUGCAGAUGCUUUCUAUAGCGGACCUCCCUGAUGAUGAUGGAGAGAACCUGUCCGCACAGCAGGCUUCACAGUCUUGGCUGGAAGAGAGGAGAGCUUACCUCUCUACUAUCUCAUCUCUUAAAGACUUAAUUUCCAAAAUGCAAGUGCAAAGACAGACUGAGGUCUGUGACCAAUCGCAGUCUCAGGAGAGCCUCUCAGAUUGGCGAGGUGAACUUCUGCUUGCCCUUCAGGAUGUACUAUUGAAGGAACGCAGCGUAUUACUAGCUGCAUUCCGAACAGAUCUGACAUCUCUCGGCACUAGAGAUGUUAACGAAUUAUUAAACUGUUUGGAACGGAGAAUACAAGAGCAGGGCAUUGAGUAUCAAACAGCUAUGGGAUGUCUCCAGAAAGCAGACAGGAGGAGUUUGCUGGCUGAAAAUGAAGCAUUACGUGCUCGAAUUAAUGGCAGGGAAAUGACUCUGAACAAAGGACAAGAAACCGGCCCAUCAAGCCAAGAACUCCCGGACUGCAGUAUGCAGCAGUCUUGCAUGCUGGAGAUGCAGGGUCAGCUCUGUGCCAUGAAAGACAGAAUGACCGAACUACAGGAACAGCUGAGUUCGGAAAAGAUGGCGGUUUCGGAAUUAAAAAGUGAACUCUCUCAGACACAGCUGGAGCUGGACACCACACUGAAGGCCCAGCAUGAGCAGCUGAAGGAACUGGAAGCUUUCAGGCUACAAGUUAAAGACAAGGCAGAUGAAGUUCAUUUGCUUAGUGAUACAUUAGCAAGCGAACACAAGAAAUCCCAAGAACUUCAGUGUGCUUUGGCAACAGAGAAAGCCAAGUCAGGCCACUGUGAAGAGCGGGAUAAAGAACUCAAGGAUCUCAGAUUCACUCUAGAAGACCAGAAACAGAGGAAUAUACAGUUGGAUGCACUUUUGGGACAACAGAGACAACUAUUAAAUGAGUUACAGCAAAAAAUAGAAUCACAGAGAAUGCUGUAUAAUGCGCAGUUAUCAGAAGAACAAGGCCGGAACUUAGAGCUCCGGGUUCUUCUGGAGUCUGAGAAGGGUAGGAUUCAGGAGAUGAAGGACACGCUGGACAAGGAGCGGGAGCUGCAUGCCCAGCUGCAGAGCAGCGGUGAUGGAGGGCAGCCCCGGCCAGUCUGCCCUCCUAAGGAACUACUUCAAGAACUACAGCAGCAGCUGGAGGAGAAACAGAAACAUAUCAUCGAACUCGUAAGUGAGACUCAGAAGUACAAACUGGAUUCCUUGCAAACAAAGUGUCAGAUGGAGAAGGACAGGCAGGUUCACCAGAAGACGCUGCAGAUGGAAAAGGAAGCUAACACCCUGGGCCAGAGGAAGAUGGAGGAGCUGCAGAGCAAAGUGGAAGAACUGCAGCGCCAGCUGCAGGAGAAGAAGCACCAGGUGUAUAAGCUAGACCUCGAAGGGAAGCGCCUGCAGGGCCUUAUGCAGGAGUUCCGGAAGCAGGAGCGGGAGGACAGACGGGGGAGCAGACGACUUGUAUGUCAGAAUAUUAAUAAGCAAGCCACCUGGAAUUUUACUGACGACCGAACUAGGAACUGGGUUCUUCAACAAAAGAUGGGCGAAGAGGUCAAAGGCACAAGCUCCACAGCACUGAUUGGAACAAAUGGAGGACAGAUUGUGGAUAGUAACGAUGUGGAACUUAUCAGACAGAAGCUUCAGCACGUGGCUACAAAGCUUCAACAACAUGUAGCCCAGAAGGCCUGUGACAGACUAGAGUUUGAAGUAUCGGAUGAGGAUACUUUAAUUUGGGUUCGGGAAAGAAUUGAUCGAAUUAUUUUGCGACUACAGAGACUAACUGGCCGGCCAGAUGAUGAGCACAGCUUAGCAUCCUCGAGCACCUCCUGUGGCUCCUUAACAGAAACUCUGCUGAGACAGAAUUCGGAGCUCACAGGACAUGUAAACCAACUAACCGAGGAGAAGAAUGGCUUACGGAGCAUUAUCAUGAAACUGGAAGAACAGAUAAAGUUUUAUCAGCAGACAAGAGCUGGUAGAAAUGAUGCCAUGUCUCUGCAGUCCUCUGGGCUUUCGCCUGAUGGUAGUGCUAACAUCGAAGACGUCAUUGCUUCAGAAAAAGAAGUCUGGAGCAAAGAGAAGUUGUCUCUUCAGAAAUCCCUCAAAAGGGCAGAAGCAAAAGUAUGUGAACUAAAAGCCGAACUAAGAAAUGAUGCUGUACCUCAAAAUCGGAGCCCUGACUCUGAGAAUGCUAUAUUUAAGAGACUGUAUGGUAAAUACUUGAGAGCGGAAAGUUUCCGCAAAGCUCUUGUAUUUCAGAAGAAGUACCUGCUGCUGCUCCUGGGGAGACUCCAGGAGUACGAAGAGGCCACUGUGGGGCUGCUUGCCCGCAUGGCGGGAUGCCCAGGCCUCAGGAAUCCGGAGACCGUCACCAGCCGCCCAAAGGGAUCUACCAGGUUUCGCAUAGCCGCCAGAGUUUCUAUUGCAGUCUCAAGAAUGAAGUAUUUGGUUCGGCGGUGGCAUCAAGUCAAAGGUUCUGGUCCUAUCAAUAUUCACAGGGAUGGCUUUGGAUUGAGUCCAGGUGUUGAGAAGACUGAUCCACUCUAUCACUCUUCGGGUGGACUGGAGUUGUAUGGAGACACAAGACAAAUGACAUACCGCUCAAGAUCAGACCUGGAUCUCCCUCGAUCUCCCUUACCAUUCAAUAGGUACCCAGGGACCGUAGCUGAUUUAAAUACUCCAUCUCUGACCUACCCUCAACUCCAGCAUUACAAUCCUGGCAGAACUCUGACAGAUUACGUCACCCAGAUGGAGGCAUUGCAAAGACGCCUCGGAACUACUGUACAGUCAGGUUCACCUUCAUUUCAGUUUCACACUGGCAUGAGGAGAUAAUCCUCCAUUUCAUACUGGCAUGAGAAACACGUAUUAAUUGAAUUUUAAAUAGAUUCCCUUUUAUAAAUCAAUGGCUCUUUUGUGCUUUUUUAUUGUGAAUAUUCAGUGGGACCAACCAAUGCAAACACAUUUAUGAUUGUAUACGAAUCCUUGCCAGCACAUGAAGAUAAACUGGAGUUUGUGUAUAUAGGCAUUGUGUGUGUUCGUGCACAAUAAUCAUUACAUUACAUGUAUAUUUGUGGGAUGCUAAUUUAAAUGAUUAAAUUAUAAACUGUAUUUAUCAGAUGGGUGGAAAGAUUAAACUUUUCCAAUGACGAUGCUGCUGGAUGUGUAGCGUGCAGUGUCCUGCACUUUUCUUACAAGGCUACAUGUUUCUGCCUAAUAGAUUUGCUACUGGUGAUGAAGACAGCACGUCACUUGUAGAGACCUAUUUUUGUAUAAUGGUAGAAGUUUUGAAGUUUCCUGGGGUAUUUUGUCAAGUACUGAAAUAAAAAUGACUUCACCAUUUUCACCA